CCGAGUCUGCGUGAAAUACUCUGGGACGCUCAAGCCACCUGCUAUAUGUGUAUUCUGCUUUCCUAGCCAGAUUACUCCACGACAUGAAUACUAUUCUAACUUCCUACGUCGGUCAAAACCAAUUGUUUAACUAUGCAGCAGUUGCUGGCGCCGCUCUUUUGGCCUAUGACUAUUUUUUAACUUUAGAUGCAGAGAUCGACUUCGUUUGGCACUCUAGAUGGAGCUUUGCCAAAAUGCUAUUCUUCAUCCUUAGGUAUUCUGCUUUCUUGGGAUCGGGUGCUAACAUGACGAUGUCAUACAUUAGUACACUUUUUCAAGACCAUCUCUGUGGCAGCUUCGACUCUGCCUCUAAGGUUCUAAUGAUGAUAACCGUCUUCGUUUCAGAAUUGGUAAUGGUCAUACGAGUAUGCGCGUUGUACAACGGAUCUCGUCAAGUGCUUGUUUUCCUCAUUGCACUCACCAUGUGUGCAACAGCAUCAACUAUAACAAUCAGUGUGAUGUCUCAAAACCAUAGGACAUGGGUUGAAUCACCUAUUCCACGACUAGGAACGUGCAUUCAUUUGAGUACGAACGUGACCCAAACUGUUAAUUUCUACGCUGUAUUUGUAGUGCUUAUGAUUUUCCAAUUCGUGCUCAUCAUUCUAACCAUAUGGAAAGGGGUAUCUCAGUCUAAUGGACAGUAGAAGCCAUUUAGUCACAAUUUUCUAUCGUGAUGGAGCUUUGUACUUUGUCUGUUUAUUCUUGCUGUCACUGGCGAACUGUCUUACGAUUGCAGUGCAGAAGACUUCAUUCGUUUACUUAGAAGAAAUUCAGCGAGUAUUUCAUUCUAUCCUUUCGACAAGGAUGAUGAUAAAUCUGCGAGAGGCAAGCCGCCGCAACGCCCAGCUAACAACUUCAGAACACGAAAUC
Molecule: messenger RNA, 909 nt
Organism: Fomitiporia mediterranea MF3/22
Lineage: Eukaryota; Fungi; Basidiomycota; Agaricomycetes; Hymenochaetales; Hymenochaetaceae
Exons: 17
Coding region: 84-683 (199 amino acids)
Source: RefSeq, a predicted model, not a curated record